UUGGGGGCCUCGGGGAGCAGGAGAGAGAGUGAAUUAGGCUCCAGUGCAUCAGCGUCACCUGGAGGACGUGUUAAAGUGAAGAAUGAUGCAGCGGCCUGGAUUGGUUCACAGGCGAGUUCAGAAUGUCCACACAGGCCUCGACCUGACGGUGCCCCAGCACCAGGAGGUGCGGGGCAAGAUGAUGUCAGGGCACGUGGAGUACCAGAUCCUGGUGGUCACCCGGCUGGCUGCGUUCAAGUCGGCCAAGCACAGGCCCGAGGAUGUCGUCCAGUUCUUGGUCUCCAAAAAGUACAGCGAGAUUGAGGAGUUCUACCAGAAACUCAGCAGCCGUUACCCAAAGGCCGGUCUUCCCCCGCUCCCCAGGAAGGUCCUGUUUGUUGGGGAGUCUGACAUCCGGGAGAGGAGAGCCGUGUUUGACGAGAUUCUGCGCUGUGUCUCGAGGGAUGCCGAGUUGGCCGGCAGCCCAGAGCUGCUAGAGUUCUUAGGCACCAGAUCCCCUGGGGCUGCAGAUCUCAGCAGCAGAGAUUUCUCUGUCCUGGACACAGACAGCCAAGCAGGAGAUGACGGGGAUGCUUUUGACUUCUUCCAGCAGCAGGACCAGGUGGAGGGUGAGGGCCCACCCGUUCUGGGCCAGAGGGGCGAGGAUGCAGGGAAGUCCUCAGAGGAGGAGGAGGAGGCACUGGACCCUCUGGGCAUCAUGCGCUCCAAGAAACCCAAGAAACGGCCUGAAGUGGCCAUGACGCCCAAACCCCCACCCCGGCUCACCAUCUUUGAUGAGGAGGUGGACCCCGAUGAGGGGCUGUUCGGCCCAGUCAGGAAGCCUUGUCCCCAGGGCUCCGCAGAGGACUCCCUGAAACUGUUUGACGAUCCUGACCUCGGCGGAGCCGUCCCCCUGGGUGACCCCCUACUGCUGCCAGCUGCCCACGAGCGUGGAGGGCCCACGUCCUGCGCAGACCACAGGGAGGCCUCCAAGGACCUGUUUAGAGUCGAAGAGGACUUGGACCAGAUUCUCAACCUGGGAGCUGAGCCCAGACUCCAGCCUCAGCCCAGGCCCAGGCCCAAGCCCAAGCCUCCAGUGGCAGCUAAGCCAGUGCUGCUCAGAAAGCCAGCUGUUCCCCCCACAGCAAGCCCAUCUGAGGCUGUGGCCGGGCAGCGGAAGCAGCAGCAGCAGAUCCAAGCCAUGGACGAGAUGGACAUCUUACAGUACAUCCGGGACCACGACGCGCCUGGCCAAGCCACCCCCAGCCUCUUCUGACUGCCCCCUCACCCCCCAUGCUGUUCCUGAGCCAGCAGGCCCUCUCCCGUGGAGGGGCUUGGGGUGAGGUGCAGGCUUUACCCUGUAAGGGCUGGAACCUGUAUUCCCAAGGGAGAGAGAGUGGAAGCCAGGGUCUUAGGUCCCCUGUACUGCCUUUUCCCUUUUUCUCAGGCCUGUGGGGUCAUGGAACCCUGCAAGAUGCAGAGAACGAGGUCACCAUAGGAAUCAGAGCCUAAACUGUCUCAGCCACGUGGAUGUGGAGGGGAGAGCAUGUGGGGAUGCCUUGCUAACCAGGAGCUUGCCCCCAGGAUGUUGAGAGCCGGGGAGAGGGGGAGCCCAGGGAGGCUCCACUCGGGGCAGGGAAACUUUGUGCCCACUGGUGCCCACCAGCUCUGCCAGCCCCAACAUAGGAGGGAGGGCCUGGCCAACUUGUGGGGGGUUGGGGGGUCCCUAUACCAAGCCACUCUGGAAUCUUUGGUCAGCAUGGCUUCUGGGGUCCGUAGACCCUGGGAGGGUCCCGAGGGUGCCUAGAAGAGCCUGGCUGGGUAAGGUGACCCUAAGCUAUCUCUGGUUACCAGGCGCUAAGCAGGGUG
Vicugna pacos (alpaca) is the source of this 1848-nucleotide messenger RNA. The record is from RefSeq and is a predicted model, not a curated record. Lineage: Eukaryota; Metazoa; Chordata; Mammalia; Artiodactyla; Camelidae.